This is a messenger RNA of Nerophis lumbriciformis (worm pipefish), 1425 nucleotides long. It is a transcript of the gene cdk20, whose product is annotated as cyclin dependent kinase 20. Gene Ontology annotation, biological process: protein phosphorylation. Gene Ontology annotation, cellular component: nucleus. The record is from RefSeq and is a predicted model, not a curated record. NCBI's taxonomy places the organism in Eukaryota, Metazoa, Chordata, Actinopteri, Syngnathiformes, Syngnathidae. Gene Ontology annotation, molecular function: protein serine/threonine kinase activity; ATP binding.
AGUGUAAGCGUAAACAAACAUGGCGGACGGCUUGCGUCCAAAGACCGAUCUCGUUUGAUUAUAUUUCUACCCCUUGAUGUUGGAUACUUUGUUAUAUAUAUAACAUUACAUGAUGUCUCAACUGUGUGUUUUAACCAUACAACAUGUUGCUUUUUAGCGCAACAACGGAAUUUGAGCAUAGCCAGCAGGUUACCUAGGCAACCACAGCCCGUCUGAAGUAUUCGACUGUCGAAGAUUACUCGACUCUCGUUGUGGUGUCCUGUGGACCAUGGAGCAGUACAGUAUUCUGGGCCGUGUGGGAGAAGGCGCUCACGGCAUCGUGUUCAAGGCCAAGCACAUCGAGACGGGCCAGACGGUGGCGCUGAAGAAGGUGGCUCUGAGGCGCCUGGAGGACGGCGUGCCCAACCAGGCCCUGCGAGAGAUCAAGGCCCUGCAGGAGAUCCAGGACAACCAGCAUGUGGUGGCGCUGAAGGAGGUCUUCCCUCACGGGACAGGCUUCGUCCUGGUCUUUGACUUCAUGCUCUCCGACCUCUCUGAGGUCAUCAGGAACUCCCAGCGCCCUCUGACCCCGGCGCAGGUCAAAGGUUACAUGCUGAUGCUGCUGAAGGGCGUGGCCUUCCUGCAUCACAACAACAUCAUGCACCGAGACCUGAAGCCUGCCAACCUCCUCAUCAGCUCCUCGGGACACCUAAAGAUCGCCGACUUCGGUCUAGCCCGCCUCCUCAGCCAGAACCGAGAGCGACUGUACAGCCACCAGGUGGCCACCAGGUGGUAUCGUGCUCCUGAAUUGCUGUAUGGAGCCAGAAAGUACGACAUGGGGGUCGACCUGUGGGCAGUAGGUUGUAUUUUUGGGGAAUUGCUGAACUCGUCUCCUCUGUUUCCUGGGGAGAACGACAUCGAGCAGCUAUGUUGUGUCCUCAGGGUGCUGGGGACGCCCACGCGUGACACCUGGCCUGAAAUGGUGGACUUGCCAGAUUACAACAAAAUCACCUUCAAAGAGAAUCCCGCCAUCCCAUUGGAGGAGCUCGUCCCUGACUCCUCCCCCGAGGCCAUCCACCUGCUCUACAAGUUCCUGGUUUAUCCGUCAAAACGGCGAUGCGCUGCCCACCAGGCUCUGGUCCACGCCUACUUUUUCCGCCCGCCUCUACCCGCCCACCACUCGGAGCUGCCCAUCCCUCAGAGGGGCGGCGGCCAUCCCCACCAGCGGAUGCAGGCUCCGCCCCCCGAUUUCUCCACAGACCUCCCCCUGGAGAAGAGCGUGGUGGACCCUGCACUGCUGCGGAGACACGCCUCCUGCCUGUGACCGCUGCAAAGAAAUAAAGUAUGGCAAAGGGGGGCAGGGCCUCACUGCAGUGCAUUGUGGGACUUGUAGUUAUUUUGUCCUCAAGACAAGACAGAAGAAAAGCAUUAAAAUGUUUAAUCAUU